Messenger RNA from Vigna umbellata (rice bean), 809 nucleotides. The record is from RefSeq and is a predicted model, not a curated record. Lineage: Eukaryota; Viridiplantae; Streptophyta; Magnoliopsida; Fabales; Fabaceae.
GUACCAGUUUCCACCACAAAAUGUUCCACAUGACUUCUUUACACUCACUCAUGUUGCUCCUUCUUGGAGUGGCGCUUCUUACUACCCCAGUCCUGGCUAAUUUCAACAUACCCAUUUAUGAGCCUCCCCCAAUUGGCAUACCACCCAUAACUGAACCUCCACCCAUCUAUCAACCUCCUCCAACUGAAAAACCACCCCCAUUAUAUAACCAUCCGUUCCUUCCUCCACCAUUCUUCCAUCCUCCAUAUGAGAAGCCACCAUACCAACCUCCUCAUGAAAAACCACCACCAGAGUACCAACCACCUCACGAGAAUCCACCACCAGUGUAUCAGCCUCCUUUCGUGAAACCACCUCCAGUGUAUGAACCUCCUCAAGUUAAGCCACCACCAGUGUAUCAACCCCCUUAUGUAAAGCCACCUCCAGUGUGUGAGCCUCCUCACGUAAAGCCACCAGUGUAUCAACCUCCUUAUGUAAAGCCACCACCAGUGUAUAAACCUCCUCACGAAAAGUCACCACCGGUGUAUCAACCUCCUCACGAGAAGCCACCGCCAGUGUAUCAGCCUCCUCACGAGAAGCCACCGCCAGUGUAUCAGCCUCCUUACCAAAAGCCACCACCGGUGUAUCAACCUCCCUACGUGAAGCCACCUCCAGUGUAUGAACCUCCUCAUGUGAAACCACCAAUAUAUCAACCUCCCUACGUGAAGCCACCACCGGUGUAUCAACCUCCUCACAAAAAGCCACCACCGGUGUAUCAACCUCCUCACAAAAAGCCACCACCGGUGUAUCAACCUCCUCANCUUCUCUUCUAA